CUGUGUGUGUGUGUGUGUUGAACUCAUUCCUCCCGACACUCCCUCCUCACUGAGUGGACUUUGAGUCUUCAAUAAGAGGAAGCAGACUGCACCAACACACACACACACACACUCGUUCGCUGAGGAGGCGCACACCCGUGCAUCAGGAACUCUCCACACAGCAAGAUGGCCAACAAGGGUCCUUCAUACGGUUUGAGCCGCGAGGUUCAGAGUAAGAUUGAUAAGAAGUACGACCCUGAGCUGGAGGAGCGGCUCGUCGAUUGGAUCAUGGCUCAGUGUGGUCCAUCGGUGGGAAAACCACAACCUGGCAAACAGGGCUUCCAGACGUGGCUUAAAGACGGAUGUGUUUUGUGUGAGCUCAUCAACAGCCUCUAUAAGGACUCAAAACCAGUGAAGAGGAUCCAGAGCUCCAGCAUGGCCUUCAAGCAGAUGGAGUUGAUCUCUCAGUUCCUCGCAGCCGCCGAGAAAUAUGGAGUCACCAAAAGCGACAUGUUCCAGACAGUGGACCUCUGGGAGGGUAAAGACUUGGCAGCAGUGCAGAUGACCCUGAUGUCAUUGGGAAGUUUGGCGGUUACCAAGGGCGAUGGCUGUUACCAAGGCGACCCCAACUGGUUUCAUAGGAAAGCACAAGAGAACAAGCGGGAGUUCUCGGAGGAGCAGCUGAAGGAGGGUCAGAGCGUCAUUGGCUUGCAGAUGGGCUCCAACAGAGGAGCAUCUCAGGCGGGAAUGACCGGCUACGGACUGCCACGGCAGAUCAUCAACAACAACUAAAGUUCGUGAUUUUCUGACCUACUUCGCUAUCAAAGAGUGUUAAAACAUGCGCCCAAGUUCUAACCACUCAGUCAGAAAACAAACUGGACAAUCGCGUCUAAAUCGCUUUUUACCGUCAUAUUAAACCAACAGACAGUAACGUAGUCCUGAAGACAUGAACUUCUGAAACAUUCCAGGCAAAACUCAUCUCAAAUUAGCCUAACGCUAAUCCAUGACCAUAAUCUCAGUUUGUUUGUGCAUUGUAUAUUGAUUUUUUUUUUCAAUAGAUGAUUUUUCAAAUAAAAAUUUUUUCCACCACAA
This is a messenger RNA of Hemibagrus wyckioides, 1071 nucleotides long. It is a transcript of the gene tagln2, whose product is annotated as transgelin 2. Lineage: Eukaryota; Metazoa; Chordata; Actinopteri; Siluriformes; Bagridae. The record is from RefSeq and is a predicted model, not a curated record. The coding region runs from base 166 to 771 and encodes 201 amino acids. Gene Ontology annotation, molecular function: protein binding. The transcript has 5 exons.